UGUGUGUGAUAUAGGGGCAGAAGAAGACGCUUUGCAGCUGUUUAUUAUUACAAACAGUGUGUAUGUGUGUAUGUGUGUGAAUUGGAUACUCACAGCUCGAGCAAGGAGCUGCUGCACAUUACGAGAUGUCCAGACAGAGCACUCUCACUGCAGCAGUGGCAACCUUGUUAGGAGCCACUCUUGGAGGACUGUUCCUGUGGCGUAGUAUAUAUGCACAGAAGAGAAAAGCUCUCAAAGUCCAAAAGGACACACGUCAAUUGCCUGUGGAGCGACUCGGACCUCUGGAAUUGAGCAGCACCUCUGUACAGCAUCCACAACAGGAACUCGCACCACCAUCGCUAGCACAGACUCCCAAAUGUGUUUCAGUGCCAUCCAUUGAGAAGUUACUGGAGGUGCCAGCGGUGGUGGUGAGCUCAACAGACGAGUUUGAAGAACACUGGCCCUUGUUCCAGAAGGAGCUGGCAGUCUUCCCUGUCCUGGGUUUAGACUGUGAAUGGGUAAAGAGCAUGCGUGUUUCCAUCAAAGGGAAAGCAUGUGCCGUGUCUUUGCUCCAGAUGGCUACGUACUCAGGCCGCUGUAUGCUGGUCAGACUGCUGCCGUUUCGUGAUGCACAGCUGCCUCUUCCCAACGACUUGGUACAGGUGCUGAGAGACACUCAUGUGCUGAAGGUGGGUGUUGGCUGCUAUGAAGACAGCAAGCGUCUUGCCAGUGACCACGGCCUGGCCCUCGUGUGCACACUGGACUUGCGCUAUUUGGCACUGAGACAAAGGCAGGCGGUGCUGAAUAAUGGGCUGAGUUUAAAGUCCCUGGCUGCAGACCUGCUCAAUGUCACCUUGGAUAAAUCUCUGGAGCUGCGCUGUAGUAACUGGGAAGCUGCAGACCUGAGUCAGGAGCAGAUGUCGUACGCAGCACGUGAUGCCCAGGUCUCGAUCUCUCUGUUUCUCUACCUGCUGGGACUCUACUCUGAGCCGUGCUUGCUGAGCGAGGAUGAAACUUCCUUCUCGAAGCUGGCUGGCCGCUGCCAGGGCCUGGUGGAUGUGCCCUUCAGGUGGCGCAGUGAAGGGGACGAAGGGGAACGUAGGCGCCGGUGCCGCAGAUCUACUGUAGAUAGUCCUGAGUCUGGUGAUCAGCAAGUACCAGACCCACGCAGAAACAAGCGGAAACCUCUUGGAGUUGGAUAUUCAGCCAGGAAAUCCCCGUUAUACGACAACUGCUUCCUUCACGCGCCCGAUGGCCAGCCACUCUGCACAUGCGACAAGAAAAAGGCAAAAUGGUACCUUGACAAAGGAAUAGGAGAGCUGGUCAGUGAGGAGCCCUUCAUCGUGCGCUUGCUGUUUGAGCCCUCGGGUCGCCCUGACUCUCAGGAAGACUAUUACCUCAAAGCCAAAGAAAAUCUCUGUGUGGUAUGUGGAAAAGCUGAUUCCUACAUCAGAAAGAACAUCGUUCCACAUGAGUACAGGCGCCAUUUCCCCACUGAGAUGAAGGACCACAACUCCCAUGACAUCUUGCUGCUGUGCACUUCCUGCCACGCGGCGUCUAACGUGUACGACGGCUUCCUAAAGCAGCAACUAGCAGACAAGUUCUCUGCCCCACUGGGCUGUGAGGAGGGUGUAAAGAUGCUGGAGGACUCGGAUCGGCGGCGGGUGCGAUCAGCUGCUCGUGCCCUUCUAAGUGCCAAAAACAGCAUGCCCGCUUCCAGGCGAGAAGAGCUCCUCUCCGUGGUUCAGGCAUACUUCUGCAAGGAAGGUGAGGAGAAGGACGUCACAGAGGGAAUGCUGUACACAGCCGCGGACCUGGAGACAAGGAUCUUUAAUGAGAGCUACGUGCCACAUGGACUGAAGGUGGUACAGGCGUAUGCUGACAGUGGACUUCCCGGUCUGAUCGAGUUGGAGCGGCGCUGGCGUCAGCACUUCCUGUCCAGCAUGCAGCCCAAGUUCCUACCUCCACUUUGGUCUGUCGACCAUAACCACGAGAAAUACCUGCGCAAGUAUGGAGAGAACCUAUUGAUUACUCUGACCUGAGCCCAUACUCUCUCUCCGUAGAGGUAGGCAGAGGUGGUUUGGCCCGAGGACAGGACGGUCUCGUCCCAAACCUGUGAUGUGUUUUAGUGUAUUUCUAAGAGAUGGACUUGAUCUGAUAUUGACUCCUACAUGAUGUGAGUUCUGAGAUUGUCGAUGAACUGGGAGAGAGCAACCACAGGCUCUUGAUUGUGGGCUCACUGUGAUUACUAAAGGGAUGAUGGGAGGAGUGAAAAAACUGAAAUGAUGAAACACACUGUAUGUACGACAUGAAGUGGGAGAACAGUUCUCAACUUUCCAUGAAAUGAAACUUGUAUAUUUUUAUCAGCCCAAACCUGCUCUUGAUUUUCUUAAAAUUAAAAAAAAUAUAUAGAGAUCUAUAUGGUGUAGGUUAAAAUUGUUGCAGGUUUGUGGUCCUAUUAAAUAUUUUGAAUAAUUGUGUGGUAAAUCUAGGGUUUUGCAAUAUGGGGCUGUAGACAGUGAUUAUUUUUUACAUGUUUUCACUCCUCAUAUUUCUAUAACUGAGAUUAUGCUCUUCAGUGUAUGUUGGUCUUUUAUGAUAGACUUGACAUAAUUGAAAACCUUUCACCUGAAAAUGAACAAUUCGUUCCUGUUUCUUAGAACUUUUUAGCCUUUCUGAUUCAUGAGCAUUUAUUUAUUCAGCAUAUGUUCGGAGAGGACGUGGCCACACCUUGCUUUCAUAUGCUUCCCAAAAUCCUAAACAUCAGUCAGGACACCUCAAAAUGCACAUUUCGUCCGCCCCCCCUCCCCCUGACUGCCAUGAUUUGGCGUAUAGCUCAUGACCAUAACGCUAAAUACCAUCUAAAGUUCAGUCUUUAACGGCCAGAGACACAGCUCCAUUAGCAGUAAUGAGGAAUUGUAAUUCUCAUUAUCGCCAUUGCAAAUGAGAUUUCCACUUUUGAGCAUGCAGAAUUCCGUUAAUGAAACUACAGCUUUUUUUUCCUUCCUUCUUUUAUUUACAUUUGUCCAGAUGUAACCUCAUUAAAAGCUGUUAUGUUUCCUUAAAUUGUUAUUAAAAUAUAUAUUUAAUGGUAAAUUGUCUCGGGGGUGCUGCAGAAGCAAUC
Hemibagrus wyckioides is the source of this 3103-nucleotide messenger RNA. It is a transcript of the gene exd2, whose product is annotated as exonuclease 3'-5' domain containing 2. NCBI's taxonomy places the organism in Eukaryota, Metazoa, Chordata, Actinopteri, Siluriformes, Bagridae. The transcript has 9 exons. The coding region runs from base 126 to 2021 and encodes 631 amino acids. The record is from RefSeq and is a predicted model, not a curated record. Gene Ontology annotation, molecular function: 3'-5' exonuclease activity; nucleic acid binding. Gene Ontology annotation, biological process: nucleobase-containing compound metabolic process. Gene Ontology annotation, cellular component: cytoplasm; nucleus.